Molecule: messenger RNA, 3135 nt
Organism: Arthroderma uncinatum
Lineage: Eukaryota; Fungi; Ascomycota; Eurotiomycetes; Onygenales; Arthrodermataceae
Product: pre-mRNA-splicing factor 38B
Exons: 5
Coding region: 1-3135 (1044 amino acids)
Source: RefSeq, a predicted model, not a curated record
AUGGCGGGCCUUGAGCAGUCGUCCGGCCUUCUUCACAUUGCCAGCUCGCUCGCCCAGGACGAGAUCCCUUUCAAGCUACGGUGCGCCAUCUGCAGCAAGCUCGCCUGGAACGCUUUCAGGCUGCCCUGCUGUGAUCAAGCCAUAUGCGAAAGCUGCCAGACAUCCCUCCCUUCUAGCUGUCCGGUGUGCGAUCACAGCCCGCUCGACGCAGAGCUUUGUAAGCCGAACAAGGCACUCCGCACCACCCUAAAGGCCUUCCUGCGAACCGAAGAGAAGAAACGGGAGAAGAGCAGGCCCGCCCCUGUGUCUACACCGCCUGCUGCUCCCCACGUCUCACCUUCAGCGGAGGCGGAUACGAAACCCGAGGCUGUUGCUCAGGCUCCUGCUGAAAACCCAGAGCAGGCCCAGAGCACGGCAGAUAACACUGGUCUUGACGCUGGUGACACUAUACCUCCCAGUCUUACUGCUGCUGCGGCAGCUGACGGCGAGUGUAACGCAAAUAUCAACCAGCAAUUCGCUGAUGGGGGCAGCCUGGAGACACACAUGACUGAAAAUGGCACUGCUAGUGAUGACAAGGUGGGACUCUCCUUUCUUCAACUUCUGCCUCAUUUCUAUGCUAACUCACCCAAGGAUGCAAACCCGCAAGUAACGAGUGAAUCACAAAACACCGAACCUGCCACCACCGACUCUGAUGCCCCUCCCGCCUCGACAGCCUGUGCAGAGGGCGGGGUCGUCGCACCGUCAGAUCCCGCCCAGCAAGAUGGCGGUUAUCCGAACGGAUUCGGGCAGGUGGGCUGGAACGGUGUCGGGGACUUCAACCAGGGCAUGCCCUUCAUGGCAAACGGGAUGGUUAUGCCUCAGAACCCAAUCGGCGUUCCCGGGAUGUUUGGUAUGGGCAUGGAUCCGUUGGCCACGGCUCAAGGAAUGUUUACUGGUUACGGGAUGAAUAUGAAUGGGAUGAAUAAUAACAUGGGCAUGAUGAUGAAUUCCGGUGCUGGGCAAGGAAUGUAUGGAUCAUGGGAUGGUCAGAACAACAUGUGGAAUGGUGGCCCAGAUAACUUCAAUGGAAUUGCAUUCCCUAAUCGCAUAGGUGCCGACUUUGGCCCUAAUCCUGGAGUUGGUGGAUAUAAUAUGUUACAGUCACAGUCACAACCUCACCAAAAAUUUCCUCACCUGCAUCAGCAACAGAAGUUUCCUAGCAAUGAUUUUCAAAACUCAUAUGGUCAUUAUGGCCGGGGUGCUGGCGGCAUCGGUGUCGGUCCUGGUGCUGGUGUUGGUGCUGGUGCUGGUGCUGGUCGGGGGCGAGGAUUCAACUUUGGUGGCCGUGGCCGCGGCGGGUAUCAUGCAAACAACUAUCAAGGUAAUCACCUAUCCUCUAACAUGGGCAACUUCCAGCGCCAUAACUCCCCUCAUAUUCAACAACCACACCAGCAGCAGCAGCAUUACAAUGGCGUUCCGGAUCACUCCCACCCCCAGGUCGACCACACUCAGUCACAGGCCCAGUUGAAUGAUAGCUUCUGCCCUGGCGGCGAGGAAGAGACGAGAGAGCAUCAGCCGCUGGAAGAAUCGACCCAGACGGCAGCGCAGAAGCAGUCUUCCGGUAAAGCGAACGAUAGCUCAGCUACGGUGGAUGGAGCUGUAACUAUAUCAACCGAAGAUCAACCUGCAAACCCACCGGUUGAAGCCAAUGGAACUGGCGAUAACUCCCCGUCCGCCGCAGUAGGACAUACUAAUCCUAUCCCCAGCUACUCCAGUACCCCAACCUUUGGCGGUACAGGUAGAUAUCCUGUGAACGCUGGCGGUAUUCAGCCGGUGACAUAUAACAAUGGAAUGGCCCAUGGGCCAGUUCCUCCAAGCAACCCUAUGGCCAUGGCUGGUGUACGGGGACCAGGGUCAGGACCAGGUGUAAUAGGGGCACCAGCAGCACCUCGAGCCAUGAGAGAAGGUCUGCCGAAUACCAGUACACGUAACAAUAGGGCAUUCAGCCAUAGCCAUAGUCGAGCGGUGUCUAUGAGCCAGCCAUCGAUUAAAGAAUCGCGAAGUUCCUCGCCGAAUAAACGGGACGAACAGCAACUGGAUGCACCGGUCUCGGGUUCAAGAUCACGAUCGAGGUCGAGAUCUAAGUCGCCUUCACGCCACCGGACUCGACAUCAUCGGUACCAAAGUCCAUCAGCUGGGGCACAGAGUGAAGACGAGAGCAGGAGAGAAAGGCGCAGCAAACGCGCGCGUCGUGAAGACGACAACGACAAGGAUGACAGGGAGCAUGAUACGUAUGGUAGUAAGAGAGCGACAUCUCGAUCUCGCUCUCGUUCCCCGUCUGCCGCUUUCGAUACCAAUAAAUCCUCAUCCUACCGUAGCAGACGGGACCGAGACCGAGACCGCGAUCGUGAUGAUGGUGGCUCUUCCAAACGCUCUCGCCGAUACCGUAGUCGCAGCACGAGCCGACAGGACAGCCGGGCUGUUGAUGUGUCUGAUAAGAGCGAUCCUGGCUUGACCAUAAAGGGGGCUUCAUCACAUCGACGAGAGAAACAUAAAUCCCGUGGUGAAGACGUCGAUGAAGGCGCCCAUGGUACCGAAAAGGAAGACCGCCAUAGACAUAGGGAUAAAGGCCGCGACCGCCAUCGUGACCGUGACCGUGAUCGCGAUCGCGACAGAGAGAGGGAUAGGAACAGGGAGAGAGAAAGGGAUAGGGAUAGGGACAGAGACAGGGACAGGGACAGGGACCGGCGUGACCGUAAGAGGUCUCGUCGUGAUUAUUCCGAAUCUCGCGACGCAGAUGAAUACACCGACCGUCGUUCUCGCCGUCCCCGACACGAAGAAAACGGCGAAGGCCAAGCUGUCAAGGGCCAGGAUACAAAAGCCACCGAUCAACCUCGAUCAGGCAAUUCAUCAAAGAAAGGAACAGGUGCAGAAAAGGAUCCGCAUACGCUGGAACGAGAGGCUCGAAACAGAGAACGACUUCUCAAGGAACAGCAGCGGCGAGAAGCUGUCAACGCUGACCGGGAUGGCAAGGGGCCCAGCCGUCGUCGUGAUGGUAAACUCGACCGCAAUCUGCUAGGGAGGAAGCUAAGCUAUAAGUACGAAGAUGAGCUUGAUGACCAUGAGCGUGAACGGGAAUCGGUUCGAUGGGCGUGA